GCCGCCAACAUCUUCUCGUCCCUCAAACUGGUGUACAUAUUCUCCGUGAACCCCCAUUUAGGGCCCCUACAGAUCAGUUUGGGCCGUAUGGUCAUCGAUAUACUCAAGUUCUUCAGCGUCUAUACAUUAGUGCUGUUUUCGUUCGCCUGCGGAAUGAAUCAAUUGCUUUGGUAUUACGCCGACAUGGAGAAGCAGGUGUGCGUAUUGCAACAGACGCUCAAACCGAGCUCUAAGAACUACACGGAUAUCGCGGCCUCGCAUCCCGACGCCUGUUUCAUGUGGAGACGGUUUGCCAAUUUGUUUGAAUCGACGCAAACCCUGUUUUGGGCGAGUUUUGGACUCAUAGAUCUCGAGAACUUCGAGCUCACAGGU
Messenger RNA from Oppiella nova, 372 nucleotides. The record is from the annotation of a GenBank genome assembly. Lineage: Eukaryota; Metazoa; Arthropoda; Arachnida; Sarcoptiformes; Oppiidae.